Papilio polytes (common Mormon) is the source of this 2060-nucleotide messenger RNA. RefSeq names its product protein hairy (gene hry). Bases 131 to 913 code for a protein of 260 amino acids. The transcript has 4 exons. Gene Ontology annotation, biological process: regulation of neurogenesis; regulation of transcription by RNA polymerase II; anterior/posterior pattern specification. NCBI's taxonomy places the organism in Eukaryota, Metazoa, Arthropoda, Insecta, Lepidoptera, Papilionidae. Gene Ontology annotation, molecular function: DNA-binding transcription factor activity, RNA polymerase II-specific; RNA polymerase II cis-regulatory region sequence-specific DNA binding; protein dimerization activity. Gene Ontology annotation, cellular component: nucleus. The record is from RefSeq and is a predicted model, not a curated record.
GACUCCCGACGCCCGCCUCGCGUCAGUCGUGCGUCGGCUGUCGUGUGGUACGUACGUGUAUUGUUAUCUGCCGCUACACGCGAUAAUGCAGUGAUAUCGCGUAAAAGUGCUCUAGUGAUUUAUAAACAGUAUGGUGACGGGAAUUGCCAACGGGCAGGCCUCCAAUCCGGUCGCAAUGGUGAACGGCAACAUGACUUCUCCAGUUCCUACUGAACAGAAGAAGUCUUCUGGAGAUAAUAGAAGGAGCAAUAAGCCGAUAAUGGAGAAGCGGCGACGGGCGCGCAUCAACAAUUGCCUCAACGAACUCAAGUCGCUCAUAUUGGACGCCAUGAAGAAAGACCCAGCAAGACAUUCGAAAUUGGAAAAGGCGGACAUCUUGGAAAUGACGGUUAAACAUUUAGAAGGGCUACGCAGUGAAGGUGUUGCUUCCCCGGACAGAUUUAGAGCGGGCUAUCGUCACUGUCUAUCAGAGGUCGCGAAGUAUACUGGAUUGGAAGCGGGACUUAAACGGAGGCUGGUGAGACAUCUGGAGGGGUGUGUGACACCGGGAGCCAGGCCAGCGGCGGCGCCCACACCGCCAUCCGACAACGAAGAUCACACCACGCCACAGCAUUCGACUAUAUUUAUCUCGGCUGGUCCAGGAUCAGGUGUGAGACUCGUCCCCACGAGGCUGUCAAAUGGUGACAUCGCCCUCGUCCUACCAGCAGGAGUCAGUACGAGCACGCUAGGAGCUCUACCUACCCUGGUGCCUCUAUCGCCGCGUGAAGGUACUUCAUCGACGUCCUCUGAAGCACGCUGCUUCUCCCCAGCCAGCUCAGGUUGGGGAACCCCACCACCUAACGAUGAACCAGUCCCUCUAGCACUUAUCACUAGAAGACAGUCCCCAGAAGAAAAACCCUGGCGACCUUGGUGACAGGAACUUUGAGUGUAGUUAUUUCUGUGAUAUAUCGUAAUAUAUGUAAAUUUUUAACGAGUGAUAGUUUAUUAAAAGUUCCUAUUAAAUGUAAUUUAAUUUUAUUUGAACUGUAUAAUAAUUUUUGAAACUUGCUUGGUCAGUACAUAAAAUGGUGCCGUCACAUUUACCUAAAGUCUAGUGAUGUUGCACAUUUCAAUUUUAUAAGUUAGUUAAAAAAAAAAAUAGAUUAGUGUUUAAUAUUAUGUAUAUUCGUGGAUGACAUCUGUGGCAGUAUUUCGCAAAAUGGGACCCCGCUGUCCCUUGUAUAAAAAACAUAAAUAUUUUUAAUUUUAUAUGCACUAAGUGCCAUCUACAGUAUAGGUAAUUUAUAAGUUACCUUUAGCUGUUUGAGUUUUAGUUUAUUUUGCGGUUGUAAGUAGGAGUUUAAUUAAAAAUUUUAUUAAGCCAGAGCUAAUCUCACAGAGGGCUAUAAAAUGUCACGAGUGCAGCGAAAUUUAUACCGACGUUCGGUCUAUGUUUAUCGAGAUCGUUCAACGAGUAAACAUUGAAAUCGUUUUAUUUUGCCCUAUUGCGCAUUUUUCUACCCAUUAAAUUGAUUUUAAACUGUAUAAGGACUCAUUACUGAUACAUAAUGUAGCAUUAUACAGCAUUUUGCUUAGCAUUCAGAAAAUUAAGUAGGUUAACCCCAAAACGGAAAGUAAUAAAGCAAUGAACAUUAAUUAUUACUUUAUUUUUACACUUUGGAGCACAAUAUGAAGUUAUUAUUUACCGAUUUAAAAAAAAAUAAGUAUAACUGAAAAAUUUGUUAAAAAAAUUUGCAAAAAAUAUUCGACAUUCUUUCGUCAUGCCGGACCGGACCGGCCGACCGGCCGGACCAUAAUUGUGAUUAAUAUUGUGGUUUAAUUUUUUUUUUUAAUUAUUACUAUAAUUUCUCUUAGUGCCAGGAUAGUGACUUGUGAGAUUUUCUCUGUAUAGAUAUAAAGAAUUCAUGUGCCUUAAACAACAAAAUUAUUUAGUCUUCCAUUAAUAGCACUAAUGUCGCCAGUAAAGUAACAAGAUUGAUUUGACAGCUAUUAAAUGUAAAUAGACCUUCCUAGCCUUAAAUAUAAUCUUAGAUUUCAAAAUUAUUUUAUGUAUUUAAAGA